Molecule: messenger RNA, 1759 nt
Organism: Solea solea (common sole)
Lineage: Eukaryota; Metazoa; Chordata; Actinopteri; Pleuronectiformes; Soleidae
Product: F-box only protein 15-like
Exons: 10
Coding region: 53-1663 (536 amino acids)
Molecular function (GO): protein binding
Source: RefSeq, a predicted model, not a curated record
UGCGGACAGAGGAGAAAUAAAGUGGCGGCAAAAACCAAUCACCGCUGUCAAAAUGGCGGCCGGACGCGGCGAGUUUUACUCGAGUGUUGCGGAGGGUUUUCAGAGGCUGUCUGCUCUGCUCGCUCCACCGGCUCCUGGUACACGAGCACCGGCUCUCAGCAGCAGAGGAGUGCCCGGUCCCGGCAGACGACAAGCCGAACCGGAGAGAAGACGCGCAGGAGGCCGAGGGAGGGGGAAGAAGAGGGGGAGACAACUGCCGCAGGCAGAACCGACGGCUGGCAAGGUUGAAACCAGCAACCAAAAAGAAGGAACACACACAAAACACGGAGCAGAUUUACUCCAAGUCAGAGAUUCUUCAUCUAAAGCCAACUACUUGGAAAGGUUACCGACCGAGAUCCUGAUCAAGAUCCUGUCGUACCUCAACGCACCUUCACUGUUCUGCAUCAGUCAUGUUAGCAAACUCUUCCACCGGCUUGCCAACGACGACGUCGUGUGGCAGAAGAUUUACAUGUCAGAGUUUAUGAGUCAGGCGUGGAAACCGAGGACGGCGGACGGUUUGGAGACAAAGGGUGUCGCCGUGGAGACGGAGGACCAGUUGGUUGGUCACUGGAAGAAGAUGUACUUCAGGACUGUGGCUGGACAAGAGAUGGACAAGUGGAGGAGAGAACUGAAGGCCAAGAGUCCGUACACGGGGCUGCCGCGCCAGACCGAGUGGGUCCUCAGGAACCUGAACAUGAGUUGGGAGUUGACAGUGUACGACCGCUCUGGCUCGGAGAGUUGCCUCGACAUGAGUCGAGCGCACUUCUUUGAAUCGUCGGUUAUCGUAUGCUGGAACAAAUGCAACUUCUCCAACCACCGACACAUCGCCAGUAUCCAGCUGCACGGUGUCAGGAAGGAGGCGCCCACGAGUCUGAAAAUCAGGAAGGACUGGAGGUCUCUGAUUUUAAGAGUGGACAGGGAUUCGCCUCACCGCGUCAUCGGCAAAGACAAACUCAUGGAACUGGUUCAUGUGUCUCCCGGUGUUAUCAUUGGUGUCUGGAGGGGUCAGGGAAACGUGGCCUUCAUCAUGAUCAGCCUUCACUUCCACAGGCUCGUGGAAAAGAGUCUGCUCGGUUCUCCGGCCUGUCCGUACUCUGGACCCGCGGAGCGACCGCUGUCCUGCAGCUGGGACCCUAAACUCGCUCUCCACGGUUACACGCUGCACUUUGUUCUGCACAACACGGGCACGGCGAUCAUGUCGGGUCACUCCCGCCAGCUCUCCUGUCGCACAGUUCAGAUCCAGCACGGACUGUUGGAGCUGAGGUUCAUCAACCGGACCAACGUGUCGCAGCACAGGUCGCUGUCGGGAAACGUGAACCUGCCGUGGAAGAGCGACUCUCUGGAGGGUUCAGUGGAGAACUGCUGCAUCAUGACGAUGACGCUCCUCGACGAGUCCCAGGAACCCUUCUGGUGCGUCAGCUCUCCCAUCUGUAUCCGGAUGGCGGAGAAGCCGCAGCGCUCGGACUACAGCGGCGAGUGCUUCCUGAUGGACUACCGAGACGCCGACGGUAAGGUGAAGAUGGAGCUGGUGUGGCUGAAGGAGGAGAAGCAGUUUUUCCUCUUCGGCCUCACUGUCUACGUCUCCGUUCUUAAAGUCAACAAACACUACGGCCGAAGCAGCUGAGUUUGUGACGCGACACUCUGACUCAUCAGUUCUUCUUUUCUGUUCAGAGGAAAAUUUCAUUACUUGUUCACAAAGUGAAUAAAACAUUCAUUUGUA